Molecule: messenger RNA, 1250 nt
Organism: Monopterus albus (swamp eel)
Lineage: Eukaryota; Metazoa; Chordata; Actinopteri; Synbranchiformes; Synbranchidae
Gene: hmox1b
Product: heme oxygenase 1b
Exons: 7
Coding region: 219-1058 (279 amino acids)
Biological process (GO): heme catabolic process; response to oxidative stress; heme oxidation
Molecular function (GO): heme binding; heme oxygenase (decyclizing) activity
Source: RefSeq, a predicted model, not a curated record
UCACAUUUUAUGGAAACCUGUUGUGAUUGCGCAGCUGGCUGAACAGGUGCACACCAGUCUGGAGUUCUAGCUGCUGGAGGGAGGAGACAGAGGAGGGCUGUAUAAAAGAAGGAGAAGACGGCAGCAAUAGCACAGAACUGUACUGGACAUCUAAAGGGUAAACGGUGGACACAGACCAAAGUAUCAGAACUGAAGAACUUCAUCAUAACUGGGCCACAAUGGAAGCAGAGAAGAAAACUCAGACAACAGCAGCACAGAUGACUGACAGAGAUCUGUCCGAACAAAUCAAAAAGGUGACUAAGGAUAGUCACGUCAGAGCAGAGAACACAGAACUGAUGCUGAGCUUCCAGAGGGGACAAGUCACACUCGCACAAUAUAAGCUCCUCCUCUGCUCACUGCAUGAAAUCUACCAGGCCCUGGAGGAAGAGAUGGACAGGAACUUCACCCACCCUGCUGUUGCACCCAUUUACUUCCCUACUGAACUGGCCAGACUGGAGUCCAUUGAGAAAGACCUGGAAUACUUCUAUGGCCAGGACUGGAGAGAGAAGAUUGUUGUCCCUGCAGCCACUAAAAGAUACGCCCACAGACUCAGACAGAUUGGUAAAGAAAACCCAGAAUUUCUGCUUGCCCAUGCUUACACCCGGUACCUAGGUGACCUGUCUGGAGGUCAGGUCUUGGGUCGAAUCGCUCAGAAGUCCAUGGGGCUGAAGAGCAGCGAGGGUCUGCUGUUCUUUACCUUCCCUGGUGUGUCCAGCCCCAACCUGUUCAAACAGCUCUACCGCAGCCGGAUGAACAGUGUGGAGCUGACAGAGGAGGAGAGGAACGCCGUGCUGGAGGAGGCCGUCAGAGCCUUCGAGUUUAACAUUCAGGUCUUUGAGGACUUACAGAAGAUGCUGAGUGUCUCUGAAAACCAGCUGCAAAAUAGUUCAACACACUCCAAAUCAGCAAAGGUACUCCAGUUCACAGGAACCACUAUCAAGGCUUCCCCACUGCUCAGGGUGAUCCUGGGGCUCUUUGUGGCUCUGGCUACUGUCACUAUGGGAAUCUACGUUUUAUAGACACCACGCACACAAGAGGAAAUACUAUGUGUUGGUCCUUUACUUUUAUACUGUAAAGCUAUUAAAACCCCUACCUGAUUGUAAACCUGCAAGAUUUUAACUGUCUAUAAAUAAACUGUAAUAUUUUUAUAAUUUAACAGAGAACCACAUUUUAUGUACAUUGUAAUGUGUGUGUGUGUGAGUUCUACAUUU